This is a messenger RNA of Torulaspora globosa, 1263 nucleotides long. It is a transcript of the gene MNN11, whose product is annotated as alpha-1,6-mannosyltransferase. The coding region runs from base 1 to 1263 and encodes 420 amino acids. The record is from RefSeq and is a predicted model, not a curated record. NCBI's taxonomy places the organism in Eukaryota, Fungi, Ascomycota, Saccharomycetes, Saccharomycetales, Saccharomycetaceae. Gene Ontology annotation, biological process: protein N-linked glycosylation. The transcript has a single exon. Gene Ontology annotation, cellular component: mannan polymerase complex; Golgi membrane. Gene Ontology annotation, molecular function: alpha-1,6-mannosyltransferase activity.
AUGACCUUCAGACCGAAGUCGAAGUUGAAACCGAGCGCAAAGAAGCAAUGGAAAUGGCCAUCGAAGAUCUCCGGCAAACGAUUGUCUGGCCUCGCCGGGGAGUCUACUCCUGGGAGCACGUUUAAGAGGACUGUGCUGAUUUUUGGUGGUAUUGGGUUAUUUUUGUACGUUUUGAGCAGCUUUUUCAGUUUGGGACAACCACCAAGAACAUAUCCGGCGGAGCACGGCCAUUACAUACAUGAGAUACCUGCAUUGAGUCCACUGAUCUUUCCACAUGUUGAGCAUGCAACUGUUUUGAAGGAGAUUGGAGUUAGAGGGCUCUAUACCGUUAGAACAGAUAUCGAUGGACAAUCUUCGCUUGUCAUGAAGCAUGACGAUGAGCCGUUGUCCGACGAGGAAAAGAAGAAGACAUCGGACCAAGUAUUACUGGUGAAGAGGUCGUUCUUGGACCACGGGAAGCUGGUUUAUCGCAAGAGCGUGACGUCUCCGGAAAUUGUGAUUGUCACACUGAUUGAUUUUGAGAAUUGGGAUCUGGACACGAUUGUCUCUGUGGUGCAAAACAGGGUCGACUACGCUCAGAAACACAAGUACGGGGUUUACGUGCGUUGGAUACAAGAGUUUGUACCGCUGCUGCGCAACCAGGACUUGAAGGCCUCCCAGGAGUACAUCAAACCACUGAUUAUGAGGGCAGCCAUUCACGCGUUCCCACAGGCCAAAUACUUGUUCUUCGUCGACCAAACCUCUUUGAUUAUGAACUUGGAGCUCACACUGCAGCAGCAUCUGCUGGACCCCGACGUUCUGGACAUGGCCCUUCUCAGAAACGUCCCUAUCAUCCCCGGCUCGAACAUAAAGACCUACACACAUUUCAACGUCGAUACUACCAGAAUCAUCAUUCCGCAAAGUCCUGCCGGUGAACUCGACCUGUCUUCCAUGGUUGUCUCCACCGAUUUGUACGGAAAGGCUUUCUUGGAGUACCUCAUGGAUCCUCUAUACACAAACUACGACUGGGACAGUUUCUCCGCGAGCGUUGCCCACAUGCUACAAUGGCAUCCGCAGCUGCUCGGUAAGACGGCAUUGGUUGUACAGAAAUUGAUUGCAGCCCCAUAUGAUGCGAACAGUAAGCCUGAUGCGGCAUCAAAGGAGAAAGUCGAUGCUCUACACUACACCGAUGGCGAUUUCGUCGUGUCCCUGAACAACUGUAAACUGCGUGGAACCUGUGCCUCUGACAUCCAAUCCUUUUAUUCCAAGAUUAGAAAGAGCUAA